Molecule: messenger RNA, 2133 nt
Organism: Neogale vison (American mink)
Lineage: Eukaryota; Metazoa; Chordata; Mammalia; Carnivora; Mustelidae
Gene: KYAT1
Product: kynurenine aminotransferase 1
Exons: 14
Coding region: 324-1700 (458 amino acids)
Biological process (GO): biosynthetic process
Cellular component (GO): mitochondrion; cytoplasm
Molecular function (GO): L-kynurenine:2-oxoglutarate transaminase activity; pyridoxal phosphate binding
Source: RefSeq, a predicted model, not a curated record
AGUCGCUCCAGCUACAGUGGAAGAGAAAUCACUGCCAGUCCUGUGCCAACACAUGGUGGGGCCACAAUCCACUCCCAGACUGCACUGUCAGCUCCUUGAAAAAAUAGAGGCAAACGCUCAUCCUACUUCCUCAUUCCUGGGUCAUGGUAUAAGCUUUGGAAUUGCAGCUAAGGUCUUUCGGUGCUUUUCCGGGACUUUGACUUUGGAGCUGUGUGUGUGGGAUCCAUACCCUGGCCUCGGAGCCAUUUUUUGGCCAGAGCGUUCUCCUCCCUCUUCUCUGCCUCUGGAGGAAAAGUCACCAGUUUCCCAAGGCCCUGGGAGGCAUGUUCAGGAAUGUGGCUGCCAUGUAUUUGCACCUGGCUGGGCUCUUCCAGAGAAAGAAGGCUGGAACUUCUCUCACUCGGUGCAUGCACCAGACUUUCGCCAUGGCCAAACGGCUCCAGGCUCGUCGGCUGGACGGGAUUGACCACAACCCAUGGGUGGAGUUUGGUAAAAUGGCCAGUGAGUAUGAUGUCGUGAACUUGGGCCAAGGCUUCCCCGACUUCCCACCCCCAGACUUCGCCAUUCAAGCCUUUCAGCUCGCCCUCAACAGUGACUUCAUGCUCAACCAGUACACCAAGGCAUUUGGUUACCCACCCCUGACAAAGAUCUUGGCAAGUUUCUUUGGGAAGCUCCUGGGACAGGAGAUAGACCCGCUCAAGAACGUGCUGGUGACUGUGGGUGCCUAUGGAGCCCUGUUCACAGCCUUCCAGGCCCUGGUGGACGAAGGAGAUGAGGUCAUCAUCGUGGAGCCCUUCUUUGACUGUUACGAACCCAUGACAUUGAUGGCAGGGGGUUGCCCUGUGUUUGUGACCUUGAAGCCGAGCCCUACCCAGGACGGGGAACUGGAUUCCGCCAGCAACUGGCAGCUGGACCCCACAGAGCUGGCCAGCAAGUUUACCUCUCGUACCAAAGCCCUAAUCCUCAACACACCCAACAACCCCGUGGGAAAGGUGUUCUCCAAGGCCGAGCUGGAGCUGGUGGCCAGCCUGUGCCAGCAGCAUGACGUGAUCUGCAUCAGUGAUGAGGUCUACCAGUGGCUGGUCUACGAUGGUCACCAGCACAUCAGUAUCGCCAGUCUCCCUGGCAUGUGGGAGCGCACCCUGACCAUUGGCAGCGCUGGUAAGAGCUUCAGCGCCACCGGCUGGAAGGUGGGCUGGGCCCUGGGCCCGGACAGUCUCAUGAAGCACCUGCGUACCGUCCACCAGAACACUAUCUAUCACUGUCCCACGCAGGGCCAGGCCGCCGUGGCCCAGAGCUUCCAGCAUGAGCAACUGCACUUUGGCCAACCCAGCAGCUACUUCGUGCAGCUGCCGCAAGCCGUGCAGCGCUACCGGGACCACAUGAUUCGCAGUCUGCAGUCUGUGGGCCUGAGGCCCGUGGUCCCCCAGGGCAGCUACUUCCUCAUCGCAGACAUCUCAGACUUCAAGACCCAGAUGCCAGACUUGCCAGGCGAUGCAGAUGAGCCCUACGACAGACGCUUCGUCAAGUGGAUGAUCAGGAACAAGGGCUUGGCGGCCAUCCCGGUCUCCGUGUUCUAUAGCACCCCGCAUCGGAAGCAAUUUGACCACUACGUCCGCUUCUGUUUUGUGAAGGACGAGUCCACGCUCCAGGCCAUGGACGAGAAGCUGCAGAAGUGGAAGGAUGAGCUCAGGCCCUGACGCGGCCCCGCCUGGCUCCCGCUUGCUCUGUGCCUGCGCAUCAGCCCCUCCCAGGCUGCGCGCAGAUAGAGCUUGGGGCUGCCUACUCUGCGACACAGGAUGUCCCCAGGGAAGAGCCCUCCUUCUUGGUCUUGGUGGGUUCUGGAGCGCUUCCCACAGGACCUGUAUGGGAAGGUGGAACUGACCCGGGCCUCUCCCUGCUCCUCCCUAGAUCCGGUCACAGAGUCUUGGGUCUCCUCGUGUGGGACUCAAGGGAACAGAGUCCAGCAGUGUCCUGGCCUUGAGUCCCAGCCCUGCUCUGGCCCCAGCCCAGGCUCCGGCACCCCUUCCUUUCCUUAUCUGCUUAGGUAACCUCGGGAAGUGGCCUUUAGGCUCGAGUUCUCAAGCGAGUAUUUUUCAUCCAUAAUAAAGUUAUAAGUUAUUUACACUCUUA